UCCCAUGUGACACCCCAAGGUGCCUUUGAGGAAAGCUCUCUGGACCUCCUUAUGGGCUGACGGAGAAGUGGGCUCCCCACACCCUCUCUGUCCCCAGCUGAGAUUAUGGUGGAUUUGGGAUACAGCCCAGGCCUGGGCCUCCUGCUGCUGACCCAGCCCCGGAGGCGUUAGCAAGAGCCCUGUGCCAUCCACCCCCCAGAGACCACCCCUCCUACCAGGGGCCUGGAGCUGGCGAGUGACUAUGCGGCUUGGGCUGUGUGUGGUGGCCCUGGUUCUGAGCUGGAUGCAUCUCGCUGCCGGCAGCCGGGGGAUCAAGGGGAAGAGGCAGAGGCGGAUCAGCGCCGAGGGGAGCCAGGCCUGUGCCAAAGGCUGUGAGCUCUGUUCGGAGGUCAACGGCUGCCUUAAGUGCUCACCCAAGCUGUUCAUCUUGCUGGAGAGGAACGACAUCCGCCAGGUGGGCGUCUGCUUGCCGUCCUGCCCACCUGGAUACUUCGAUGCCCGCAACCCUGACAUGAACAAGUGCAUCAAAUGCAAGAUCGAACACUGUGAGGCCUGCUUCAGCCACAACUUCUGCACCAAGUGUAAGGAGAGCUUGUACCUGCACAAGGGCCGCUGCUAUCCCGCCUGUCCCGAGGGCUCUGCGGCUGCCAACGGCACCAUGGAGUGCAGCAGCCCUGCACAAUGUGAAAUGAGCGAGUGGUCUCUGUGGGGGCCGUGCUCCAAGAAGAAGAAGCUCUGUGGCUUCCGGAGGGGCUCGGAGGAGCGAACACGGAGGGUGCUGAACGCCCCUGGGGGGGACCACACCGUCUGCUCCGACACCAAGGAGACCCGGAGGUGCACGGGGCGGAGGACGCCCUGCCCGGAGGGGCAGAAGAGGAGGAAGGGCAGCCAGGGCCGGCGGGAGAAUGCCAACAGGAACCCUGGGCGGAAGGAGAACAAGGAGGCGGGUGCCGGCGCUCGGAGACGCAAGGACCAGCGGCAGCGGCAGCAGCAAGGGACAGCGGGGCCGGUCACCUCUGCGGGGUCCACCUAGGGACACUGUUCAGCCUCCAGGCCCGUGCAGAAAGAGUCCAGCACUGCUCUGUGUGAUGAGAGCUUUACCGAACUCGAGCACUGGGGGCAAUGCAUACACACACUCUCCAUUCAUACACUUACACACAGAUACGUGCACACAGACCCCAUGUCCAAACG
This is a messenger RNA of Eubalaena glacialis (North Atlantic right whale), 1191 nucleotides long. RefSeq names its product R-spondin 1 (gene RSPO1). NCBI's taxonomy places the organism in Eukaryota, Metazoa, Chordata, Mammalia, Artiodactyla, Balaenidae. The record is from RefSeq and is a predicted model, not a curated record. The coding region runs from base 242 to 1033 and encodes 263 amino acids. The transcript has 5 exons.